AUGAAGUCGCAGGAGAGCAAGGCUCUUUGGGUCACUCAGACGGAAAAACCUAUACACUAUACAUAUUUGAAGGAAUUCCGCGUGGAGCAAUGUAGCCUCUUCCUGCAACACAAGUGCACGCAACAUCGGCCAUAUACGUGUUUUCACUGGCACUUCCUCAACCAGCGACGGCGGCGACCUAUACGCAAGCGGGAUGGCACCUUCAAUUAUUCCCCGGACGCGUAUUGCAACAAAUUCGACGAAAAUACAGGCAUUUGCCCUGACGGCGACGAGUGCCCUUAUUUACACAGGACAGCAGGGGAUACAGAAAGAAGAUAUCACCUAAGAUAUUACAAGACUGGGAUGUGUGUUCAUGACACUGACACGCGUGGGAUGUGUGUUAAAAAUGGCCCCCACUGUGCUUUUGCUCAUGGAGUGGAAGAUGUUAGACCGCCCGUGUAUGACAUCCGAGAGCUGCAGGUGUUAGAGAUGAUGGACCAGGAGGGGGUUAAUGGUACUGGCCCAAACAAUUUAGACAAGGAGAGAAAUAUGGUCAAUGAUGAUCCAAAAUGGCAAGAUACUAGUUAUGUUUUAGCAAAUUAUAAGACGGAACAGUGCAAACGACCGCCAAGAUUAUGUAGACAAGGUUAUGCAUGUCCUCAGUAUCACAAUUCUAGAGAUAGAAGAAGAUCACCUAAGAAGUAUAAAUAUAGAUCAACAGCAUGCCCAAAUGUGAAGCACGGGGAUGAGUGGGGGGAGCCUAGCAAUUGCGAGAAUGGUGAUGCAUGCCAGUACUGCCACACCCGCACUGAGCAGCAGUUCCACCCUGAGAUUUACAAGUCCACCAAGUGCAACGACAUCCAGCAGAAUGGCUAUUGUCCCCGGGGAGCUUUCUGUGCCUUCGCUCACCUCGACCAGGAGAUGAUCCAAGUCAGAGAAACAGCAGCGAGUGAGAACUGCACGGGCACGAGCCUUGCUGACAUUCUCCAGUCUGCACUGCCAGCUGACAAUGUAAGUCUGCCUCCUGCCUCUUCCUGCAGUGUCAGCAGCUCCACUCCAACCUCUAGUAACUCGGAAUGUAAUAACAAACACAAUCAUGGCUUCCAUAUCUUUCCGCAGGGUACAAGUUCAGGUAAUAAUCAAGACUCGGUGUUUGGCAAUGGUCCAAGUCAUUCCCAGACUCCCCUGGCCCCCAUAGGCAGCAAGCCCCGUCACUACAGUGGAAACACUUUAUUGGGCGGGCAGAAUGACCCCCUAGGCUUGAAUUUAGGCAGUAUUGGCGUGGGCAGUUUAGGAUCUUACCACAAAGCCCCAGGCUCAGAGCGUGAAGACCGGGAAGCCAACUUCAAGAAGCAAUUAGCAGCCAUCGACAGUGACCCAACUUUAGACCCUUUAGAAAAGAAUAAGCGUAAACAAAGCUUAUUCCUGUCAAACAUGGUACCCAGUCACCCUCCUGUGGCCAGCUUACCCGUCACUUUGCCUGUCACGUUACCAGUCUCCAUGCCUGUCACACCCUCCUCCUCCUUCGUCUCGUCACUGCCUUCUAGUUUGUCAUCAACUGUGUCUCCUCUGGCACCGCCAUUCUACCCAACCAGUGAUACGGUAGAAUCUGUUGUAGGAAGUGCAUUAGAAGAUUUGAAUUUAGAUGAACCAUUGAACAUCGCAGCAUCCUUAGAUAGAGAAUUAGAAGUUGAAUCUAAUUCUAUAAGUAAUUCUAUAUCAACGGGUUUAGCUAAUUCAGGUUUACUUGGCUCAAGUGCCCCAGUUAACAUCCCCGGGUCCAGUUUCCAGCAGGACCGCUCAGGUGGUCUCAUCAGCAACCCAUCUCCCUCUUCAACAUCCUCCCCAGCCUUUCCACACUCCUUCCUGCAGUCGUCACUGCAUAGGGAGAACUCACUUGAUCACGGUGUGGCCGCAUUAUUGGGUGUGAACGGAGUAGGCAAGAUCUCUGGGACAGGGUUCCCAUCUACGAGCGGGGGUGGUGGGGGUGGCCUCUUUGACCUUGGCACCAACAUGUCCCCACACACACGUAACCCCCUUAGCAACCCCUUGUCACAGUCGCCACUCAUGGCGCCCUUCUCUGGCAGUAGUAGCUCUUCCACCUCAGAGAUUCAGCGGUUACGGGAAGAGCUGGCUACUAAUAGGGCAAAGUUGGCAUCUUGGGAAGAAGGCAUUGCACAAGCGCGGACUGCAUGUGAAGCGUGGAGAAGAGAAGCCGACGAUGCUAAUAGGAAAUUCAAAUUAUCUGAACAAACCAAAGAAGAGUUUGCAGUAAAGAUAGCAGCUCAGCAGAAGGAAAUGGAGGAGCUAAAGACCGGGGGAUUAGGCCCAUAUGUGCAGGCUCUUCACCCGCACAGCGACCUCGAGAACCUGCCUCUCCAUACCCUCAAGGCUCUGCAGUCACAGCUGCGCCAAGAUUUAGAAUCUGUAGAAAAGGUAAUAAACAAUUAUGGCCUCAAGACAGAACAGUGGCCAGGCGUGGUGUCUACAUGGUAAGGAGAAGCAGUUUAGAAACCAAGUCAAGAUGGCAGGCCUUUUGACAGCAAAAAAGUUAUUAAUAAGGACAAUAGAAA
Messenger RNA from Penaeus monodon (black tiger shrimp), 2552 nucleotides. It is a transcript of the gene unk, whose product is annotated as RING finger protein unkempt homolog. The transcript is spliced from 14 exons. The coding region runs from base 1 to 2475 and encodes 824 amino acids. NCBI's taxonomy places the organism in Eukaryota, Metazoa, Arthropoda, Malacostraca, Decapoda, Penaeidae. Gene Ontology annotation, molecular function: metal ion binding. The record is from RefSeq and is a predicted model, not a curated record.